Molecule: messenger RNA, 1152 nt
Organism: Acanthosepion pharaonis
Lineage: Eukaryota; Metazoa; Mollusca; Cephalopoda; Sepiida; Sepiidae
Source: the annotation of a GenBank genome assembly
AUGCAUGGUCUUGAAGUGGGUCUCUUUGAUGAAAUCGAAUCCAACGGAGAACCCUUGCCUGCCUCUGUAAUUGCAAGGAAAUUUAAUUAUGACAAAUUCAUGACGGAACGUUUCCUUAACACAUUGGUGUCCUUAAGCAUACUUGAAAAAACGGAACAUAAAGGUACAGCAUUAUACAGUAACACACCAGGAACCACAAAAUAUCUGACUAGAUCGAGACGCCCUGCCUUGAUAGCCAGUGCAAUGACUGAAUUUAACGUUUUCCUUCCUAUUUUGUCUAAUUUAUCAAACACAAUGAAAACAGGAAAAGCAUUCAUUGACAUGGCAAAUAUUAAAGCUGGAAAAAUCGGCAGUGCUGACAGUACAGUUUCAAAAGAUAUUAGACAGAAUAAUAAUUCCAACCAUAACAAAACUAAUCUCAUAAUGAAUGGAAACGGUCUAGGCUCGAAUGGUAUCAGCACCAAUGGCCCAAAUGGUACCACUGGUAUGGGCCCAAACAAUACAAACGGAAUUUAUCCAGAUAAGCCUACCAACGGUAGCAAACCUUCAAUGGACUGCAGUUCUAUGAUCAUGCUUUCUAUGGACGGACUCACGGUCCCAUGUGCCCCGGUGUUGGUGAAAGCAUUUGACCUCAGCGCUCACAGAACCGCCGUAGAUUUAGGAGGAGGAUCGGGUUUAAUUGGUAGAACACUCGCCAGUGAAUAUCCUGAAAUGAACAUUACAGUUUUUGAUCUCCCACCAGUUGUGCAGCUGGCUAAAAAGUUAUACCCAGAAAAUAACACUGGCCAGGUGACAUUUGUAUCAGGGAACUUCUUUGAAGAUGAGAUCCCAAAUGCUGAUCUCUAUCUACUAUCACAUGUGAUCCACGAUAUGACAGAAGUACAAAUCAAUACACUGCUGCAAAGAGUAUAUAAAAAAUUGCCACCUGGUGGCAGCCUCCUCAUCCUGGAGAAAACCCUCAAUGAGAAAAAAGACGGGCCAUCCUUUGCAAUAAGCAAUGAUCUCAUCAUGUCGCUGAUAAGCACGGGCCGUGAGCGGUCCGCAAAAGAAUAUAGGGAUCUAAUUGAUGCUCAAGGUUUUACUAAUAUCCAGAUUCGUCAAGUUGGCGGCUAUAAUUACUUCGACGCCAUCUUGUCAAAGAAACCAUUCUAA